AUGGCUCGAGGCACAUCUCAGUCUCAAACGACGGCGUCCUCCUCCACCUCACGACCCGGCGUAAUGGCUCCCCGCGGCUCUGCCGCCGCUACGGCCGGAAUGCGCCGCCGUCGCAUAGGAGGCUCUACCAGCUCCGGCAGCGUCGGUGGAGGCGGAGGGGGGUCUGGUGCUGGCAACAACAUGCUCAGGUUCUACACAGAUGACGCUCCUGGAUUGAAGAUCACGCCGACUGUUGUUCUCGUCAUGAGCCUCUGCUUCAUCGGCUUCGUUACGGCUCUUCAUGUGUUCGGCAAGCUCUAUCUCCAUCGAUCCGGUGGUGGAGCUUGA
Prunus armeniaca (apricot) is the source of this 327-nucleotide messenger RNA. The record is from the annotation of a GenBank genome assembly. NCBI's taxonomy places the organism in Eukaryota, Viridiplantae, Streptophyta, Magnoliopsida, Rosales, Rosaceae.